Molecule: messenger RNA, 1906 nt
Organism: Dothidotthia symphoricarpi CBS 119687
Lineage: Eukaryota; Fungi; Ascomycota; Dothideomycetes; Pleosporales; Dothidotthiaceae
Product: aflatoxin efflux pump
Exons: 6
Coding region: 217-1866 (549 amino acids)
Biological process (GO): transmembrane transport
Molecular function (GO): transmembrane transporter activity
Source: RefSeq, a predicted model, not a curated record
CUGCUCAAUCUGAUUCUUGACGUCUCUGCGUGUUGCUCCAAUCACUUAAGUAAAUACGGUGGAUAUUCUGUAAGCCCAUAACACUAGCAUUUGUUACAUCAUUCACUAUUGCUCGCCUGACGUAAUGUACUCACAUACAAGUCAUGUAUAUAAACCUACUUAUCUACUCCGAUCAGACAUUACAAGAUACACAUCUGCUUAUAUAUUCAGACCGAAAUGUCUUCUGCCGCUGAGGCCAUUCAGUCUGCAGAGGAACGCCCUGCCAAAUUGUCCUCGGAAAAGAAAGCGGGCGAUGGAGAUACUCUCGGAACCCCCAUUCAGUACCCAAAUGCCUUCCGGACGACUGCCAUCGCUAUAGGCGUCGCCUGCGCGUUGUUCGCCGUGGGACUGGACAUGGUAAGUGACACCGGCCACUUCGCGGCACACACUAUUGUAGCCACCGCGAUCCCAAAGAUCACCGACGAAUUUGGCGGCAUUGAUCUGGUCGGCUGGUAUGAGUCGUCAUUCUUCAUCUUGUUGGCAUGUUUCCAGCCAUUUUGGGGCAAGACUUACCAGUACUUCCCGCUGAAAUACACUUUCAUGUUGGCCGUGUUCAUCUUUGAGGUAGGAUCGCUUGUUGCAGGCAUCGCUCCAUCGAGUUCCGUCCUCAUCAUCGGUCGUGCCAUUACUGGAAUAGGCGGAGCUGGCAUCGCAACUGGUGGAUAUGCUAUCUUGAGUGUCGUGGUGCGCCCGGAGCUUCGCCCCGUGUUCACAGGCGCUGUCACUACGGUUUACAGUCUCGCCAACGUCAUGGGCCCGAUCAUUGGUGGUCUAUUCGCAGAGCAUAUCACUUGGAGGUGGUGCUUCUACAUCUCAUUACCUAUAGGUGGCACAUCCGCCAUUAUUAUCUUCUUCCUCUUCCGUACCCCAAGCGUGCACCGAGAGAAGGAGAAAGUACCCCUUAUCGAGAAGCUCUCUCAACUGGAUCCCAUCGGUAUUCUCUUAGCACUCGGUUCGUUACUCUGCUUUGCACGAGCGUUUCAGGUCGGCGGCAUCACCAUGGCUUGGAACUCCUCGGAAGUCAUCGGACUUCUUGUGGGCUUUGGCGUCUGUCUUAUCUUGUUCUUCGUCUCUCAAAGAUUGUUAGACGAUCGCGCUAUGAUGGUCGCCAGACUUCUUAGAACUCGCUCGGUCGUCGUUGGAAUGGCCUACGGCUUUUUUCUCGAGGGCGCCUUCUAUACUCUCCUUUAUGCCCUACCGAUUUACUUCCAGGCGGUCGGAGAUGUCUCCCCUGCUCAAGCAGGUCUCCGCAAUCUACCUCUACUGAUCUCAUGUGGUAUUGGCUCUAUGGCAGCAGGCAUCCUCGCCUCGAAGUAUGGCCACUUUAUCCCGCUCAUGGUCUGGGCUGCCGGAGGCGGCUGUGUUGGGACUGGCUUGAUUUAUACCUUGGGUACAAAGUCGUCAUCCUCCUACUACAUCGGCUAUCAGGUUCUCGCUGGACUUGCCUACGGCACCGGACUUCCAUUGGCCAUCAUUGUGGGUCAAGGCUACGCAACUCUCGAAGACAUUCCUGCUGCCACGGCUAUGCUACUCUUCACCUUCUGUUAUGGGAGUUCUUUGGCUCUGGUAGCCGCUCAAUCGAUCCUGGGCAACGUCUUGAUCUCGCAGUUACGAGAAACCGCUCCCUCGAUAGAUCCGGCAAGCGUCAUCCGAGUGGGUGCCGGCGAGGUCGCUUCCCAGUUCCCUGCAGAUCUCGUCCCCCUAAUCGUUGAAGCCUACCUAUCUGGCCUUAGAAAGGGCUACAUAAUGCUCAUCGCUCUGGCUGGAGCAGCAACGAUCACAGCGUUCUUCUACCGGUGGGAGAAGCUGCGAGUUUUUGAUACAUAGUUUGAGCUAGACAGUUACCUUGUACGUUAAUGUAAUCCAC